CUGUUUUCCGGCGAAACUCGCCGAAAUCUGGUCGGAAAACUUAUCCAAGAAUCAAAGACUGAAAAGGGUUUCUGAAUCAAAGAUUGAAAAAAUGAAUCAAGGGUUUUGCUGAAAUGCAAUCAAGAAAGUAGAAAAUGGUGGUUCUGUUGGUUUCAGUACAAUGUGUUGUAGAUUAGUUGAGAACUGUGAGGAGGAGGAGCAGUUGAAUGAAAUGGGUGGUUGUGUAACAUUUGGGGGUGUUGGUGGUGGUGGUGGUGGGGAAGGUAGUAAAGGAGACAAAUCAAGUUUGAUGGUAUUGUCUCAAGCUAAGAUGAUAUUGUGGAUGACAAGAGGAAUGACAACUUUGUUGAUAUGGAUCUGUGUUGUUCAAUUAUUGACUGUGGGUGAGGUUUGGGGUCCAAGAUUGUUGAAAACUUGGCCUUCUUGUUAUACCCCUCCUCAGACUAACCUCCCUUCUCCUUCUUUCAUGGAGUCCAGAGUUUUUCUUCCCCCAAAAAGGGAUUAUAAGAACAAUGGUUAUCUUAUGGUUUCUUGCAAUGGAGGACUUAAUCAAAUGAGAGGAGCAAUUUGUGAUAUGGUUGCUGUUGCUAGAUACUUAAACGUCACGCUAAUCGUUCCCGAAUUGGAUAAGUCGUCAUUUUGGGCUGAUCCAAGUGACUUUGAGGACAUCUUUGACGUUGAUCAUUUCAUCAAGUCGUUGAGGGAUGAGGUUCGAAUAUUGAAAGAGCUUCCCCCACGGAUUAAAAGAAGAGUUGAGCUCGGAAAGCUUCACUCGUUGGCACCAAUUAGUUGGUCUGAUAUUUCAUACUAUCAUCAUCAGAUCCUUCCGCUUAUCCGGAGGUAUAAAGUUGUACAUUUAAAUAGAACUGAUGCUCGGCUUGCCAACAAUGGGCUUCCUUUAGAGAUUCAAAAACUGCGUUGUAGAGUAAAUUUCAGCGGUCUUAGAUUCACUUCGCAGAUUGAGGAAUUAGGUAGAAAAGUUGUGAAUAUCCUCCGGAAAAACGGGCCUUUUUUAGUUCUUCAUCUUAGAUACGAAAUGGAUAUGCUGGCUUUCUCUGGCUGCACGCAAGGCUGCAACGGUGACGAAAUAGAAGAAUUGACAAGAAUGAGAUAUGCUUAUCCGUGGUGGAAAGAGAAAGAAAUUGAUUCUGAUUUCAAGAGGAAAGAAGGGUUGUGUCCCAUGACACCGGAAGAAACUGCUCUGAUUCUACGGGCGUUGAGAAUUGAUCGUAACAUUCAAAUUUACAUUGCCGCUGGUGAAAUUUACGGCGGCGAAAGGCGGAUGGCUAGUUUGGCUACGGAGUUCCCGAAUCUGGUCCGAAAGGAGAUGCUGCUGGACCGGUUGGAGCUCGGGUUCUUUCAGAACCAUUCAUCACAAAUGGCUGCACUCGAUUACUAUGUUUCUUUAGAAAGUGAUAUAUUUGUUCCAACGUAUGACGGGAACAUGGCUAGGGUCGUUGAGGGUCAUCGAAGAUACUUGGGAUUCAAGAAGACGAUUCGGUUUGAUAGAAAGGUCUUGAUUGACUUAAUUGACCGUUACAGCGAAGGGUCGUUGAGCUGGGAUGAGUUCUCAAACACGGUGAAGGAAGUUCACGUGGACCGAAUGGGACGGCCAACGCGACGAGUAACGAUUUCCGACCGACCAAAAGAAGAAGAAUACUUUUAUGCAAACCCAUAUGAGUGCUUGGAUUCAUAACUAGUGAUGAUUCUUACUUGUGAUAGUUGAUUGUAUACUUGUGGUAUAUACAUUUUCUUGGAGAAAAUGUAUCAUGUUCAUGUGUGUUGAUGAAAGGCAUAAAAAGGGGAUUUGGACAUGUAACAUUCAAUACAUUUGAGAGUAUUUUGAAUAUAUAAUAUACAUAAAGUUUCUAGCUUAAACAA
Molecule: messenger RNA, 1881 nt
Organism: Cynara cardunculus var. scolymus (artichoke)
Lineage: Eukaryota; Viridiplantae; Streptophyta; Magnoliopsida; Asterales; Asteraceae
Product: O-fucosyltransferase 34-like
Exons: 9
Coding region: 161-1696 (511 amino acids)
Cellular component (GO): cytoplasm
Source: RefSeq, a predicted model, not a curated record